AUGGCUGUGUUUCUGCAGCUGCUACCGCUGCUGCUCUCGAGGGCCCAAGGGAACCCUGGGGCUUCUCUGGACGGCCGCCCUGGGGACCGGGUGAAUCUCUCCUGCGUAGGAGUCUCUCAUCCCAUCCGCUGGGUCUGGGCGCCCAGCUUCCCGGCCUGCAAGGGCCUGUCCAAAGGACGCCGACCGAUCCUGUGGGCCUCUUCGAGCGGGACCCCCACCGUGCCUCCCCUCCAGCCUUUCGUCGGCCGCCUACGCUCCCUGGACUCUGGUAUCCGGCGGCUGGAGCUCCUCUUGAGCGCGGGGGACUCGGGCACCUUUUUCUGCAAGGGCCGCCACGAGGACGAGAGCCGUACAGUGCUUCACGUGCUGGGGGACAGGACCUAUUGCAAGGCCCCCGGGCCUACCCAUGGGUCCGUGUAUCCCCAGCUCCUGAUCCCGCUGCUGGGCGCUGGGCUGGUGCUGGGACUGGGAGCUUUGGGCCUGGUCUGGUGGCUGCACAGGUGCCUGCCCCCGCAACCGAUUCGACCACUCCCUAGAUUUGGUGAGACUAAUUCCACCCCAUUUUCUUUCUCCUACACACCCACUCCCCACCCCUCAAUUCCUGAGUCUGAGCCCUUGCUGGGAGCAGACACGUUGGUCACCUUCUCUCCAUCCUUCAGCUCUGUCCCCCCUACAUAGCUCCACUUGUGAGAACCGAGCCCCAGAGGCCAGUAAAGGAGGAAGAGCCCAAGAUUCCAGGGGACCUGGACCAGGAACCGAGCCUGCUCUAUGCGGAUCUGGACCAUAUAGCCCUCAGCAGGCCCCGCCGGCUGUCUACAGUGGACCCUGCUGAUGCCUCCACCAUCUAUGCAGUUGUAGUUUGAAGGGAAGCCCUUACUCCAAAC
This is a messenger RNA of Pongo pygmaeus (Bornean orangutan), 884 nucleotides long. RefSeq names its product megakaryocyte and platelet inhibitory receptor G6b (gene MPIG6B). The transcript has 5 exons. The coding region runs from base 1 to 678 and encodes 225 amino acids. Gene Ontology annotation, cellular component: plasma membrane. The record is from RefSeq and is a predicted model, not a curated record. Gene Ontology annotation, biological process: blood coagulation; megakaryocyte development; integrin-mediated signaling pathway. Lineage: Eukaryota; Metazoa; Chordata; Mammalia; Primates; Hominidae.